Molecule: messenger RNA, 1199 nt
Organism: Bactrocera oleae (olive fruit fly)
Lineage: Eukaryota; Metazoa; Arthropoda; Insecta; Diptera; Tephritidae
Gene: Tctp
Product: translationally controlled tumor protein
Cellular component (GO): cytoplasm
Molecular function (GO): calcium ion binding
Source: RefSeq, a predicted model, not a curated record
AUUUUCUUCAACUCAAUCAAUUGUUGAUAAGUAAAGCGUUAUUGUGAAUAAUUUAUGAAGGAGCGUAAAAUAUCGCAUUGUAAAUGGUUAAAGGGUAUUUACCCAAUAGGUAUUUACCAUUAUUAUUUUGUUAUAGAAAAUUAUGCAGAUUCAAUAAGAUCGUCAACUAUUGUGAAUUAAAUGUGUUGCACUUUUGACGGAUUUCGCGUGGCAGCACUCCAUGUCAAUUUUCAAUCUUUCUUUUUGUUGUUUGCUGUAGACGUGAGCGCGUGGCUCGGUGUGACUAAUUUCGUAUAAAAGUCGGGAGUCUCGAAUUUUCUUAGUUUUCAGACAUAAAAAACCUAUCGUAAAAAUGAAAAUCUACAAGGAUAUCAUCACCGGCGACGAAAUGUUUGCUGAUACCUAUAAAAUGAAGCUAGUAGAUGAAGUUAUUUACGAAGUUUACGGUAAAUUAGUAAGCCGUUCCCAAGGCGAAAUUAAUAUCGACGGCUUCAACCCAUCGGCUGAAGAAGCUGAUGAGGGCACCGAUUCCGCUGUCGAAUCCGGCGUCGACGUUGUCUUGAAUCACCGUUUACAAGAAUGCUUUGCAUUCGGAGACAAAAAGUCGUUCACACUCUACCUCAAAGACUAUAUGAAGAAGGUUUUGGCCAAAUUGGAACAAAACUCUCCAGACCAGGUUGAUGUUUUCAAAACCAACAUGAACAAGGUAAUGAAGGAAAUUCUUGGCCGAUUCAAAGACUUGCAGUUCUACACUGGCGAAUCAAUGGACUGCGAUGGUAUGGUAGCCAUGUGUGAAUACCGUGAACUCGACGGUGUGAGCACACCCGUUCUCAUGUUCUUCAAGCAUGGACUCGAUGAGGAGAAGUGCUAAAAGGCAAACACCUAACAAAAUCACACCUUUUAUAUAUAAAAUAAUUAUUUUUUGUUUAGUAAAUACCGUUUAGUUGAAAUUGUAAAGAUUUCCUUGACAUAUGGUGCAGAUCAAACACGAAUUUAAGAUGUAUCACUUAUAUUUUUGGUCAAAUUUUGAAUAUUAUAAACUGUAAAACCGUAAUGCUCUUCAGUGUAACUAAAAUCAAUUAUGUAUUUUAAUUUUUUUUUACGAAACAUUAACACUUCUCCAUCAAUGCUGCUUUACUGCACGAUCUGCUAAGUCCGGCGAUGGUAGGUUAAUAAAUGAUUCAACAUUUUGCAGCGUA